Toxotes jaculatrix (banded archerfish) is the source of this 2681-nucleotide messenger RNA. Its product is annotated as transmembrane protein 266-like. The transcript is spliced from 11 exons. The coding region runs from base 255 to 1901 and encodes 548 amino acids. NCBI's taxonomy places the organism in Eukaryota, Metazoa, Chordata, Actinopteri, Toxotidae. Gene Ontology annotation, molecular function: voltage-gated channel activity. The record is from RefSeq and is a predicted model, not a curated record. Gene Ontology annotation, cellular component: plasma membrane.
AUAGCUGCAGCCUACACACACUGCGAGCCUGCUGCUGCUUCACUCGCUCUGAUCACCACCGAGGGAGACAUUACUAUCAGCAAGGGGGCAGCGGGAGGCACAAUUACCCGCCAACAAUGUAAAUCUCACACAGGUUCAAAAUGAUAGCAGCAUCUAUCAGGUGAAAAAGGUGAACUGCAGCACUAAAACAGGCAGAACUGAGUGGAAACCUUGUGAUAACCACCACAUCACUCCUCUCUCCAUCACCCAGCGUCAUGGCUAAUGCUGAGGAAGUGGAGCAGGCAGGUCUGUCAGACUUGGAGAUCAUCUCCCAGCCGGUGGAGGAUGAGAACCAGUGCUUGGCUCCUCCAGUCCAGCUGGUGAGUUUUGGCUACAGAGAUCUGCCCCUCGCAGCUCUGGACCUCUCGCUAGCUGGCUCGCAGCUCCUUUCCAACGCAGAUGAAGAUGAAAACAGAGAAGGGUCCAACUGGUUGAAGCCAUGCUGCGGUCGUCGAGUGGCCCUGUGGCAGGUCUGUCUGCUCAGCGCUGGCUUCAACUGUAUCCUGGUGGCCUGUGUCAUCCUGGUGGUGCUUUUCCUGUCUUUGGAGCUGCUCAUAGACACCAAACUCCUACAAUUUUCCAAUGCUUUCCAGUUUGCCAGCAUUAUCCACUGGAUCAGCCUUAUCAUCCUGUCACUCUUCUUUUCAGAGACUGUCUUCAGAAUUGUAGUGCUCGGGAUCUGGGACUACAUAGAAAACAAAGUUGAGGUGUUUGAUGGUGCUGUCAUCGUGCUGUCGCUGGCCCCCAUGGUGGCCUCUACGGUGGCCAACGGGCCCAGCAGCCCCUGGGAUGCCAUCAGCCUCAUCAUCACCCUACGCAUCUGGAGGGUUAAGAGGAUCAUUGAUGCUUAUGUGCUACAAGUCAAAGUUGAGAUGGAACUGGAGAUUCAGCAGUGUGAGAAGACCAAGGCUGUGAGAGAGGAGCAGCUGGAGCGUCUCACUCAGAUCUGCCAGGAACAGGCUUUUGAGAUCAGGCAGCUCAGGGCCCAUUUGGCCCAGCAGGACCUGGACCUUGCAGCAGAACGUGAAGCAGCCAUGCAGAUCCACCACGUAUGGGGCAAACAGGGCAGGAGUUUUCAGGUUGUAGAAGGUUUGACUCCUGGGGAGUCUGAUGAUGAGGGCGGCCAGAGAAACCCAAGAGAGUCCCAUGCCGCUGCAGAUCCAGUUGUGCAUGAUGACAUGAACAACUACAUCAGCCAGUACUACAGCGAAGCAAGCAGUGAUGCUGGGGCCUCUGGCUUAGGCACUCGGACCAUCACCAUGGCAGCCAUUGACGUUCACCUCCCCACCAAUACAAAUCCUAUUCAGUCAAACCCGAUGCUUGUUAUGGAGCGGGUGGGCAGCGCUGUAAGUGAUGCCUCCACCAGCAUAUUACGGUCCAGUGGCAGCCUGACGGCCCGGCCCCACAGCCUGAGUAGCCACACCCCGGCUUCAUCUCUGACAGACUGCAGCAGCAGCACAGCUCAGGACCUCAGUCUGAGCUACAGCUCUCAUCGCUGCUGCCCUCCUUCCUUCUCAGGCCAAGACCCCUGCAGGGACCCCAGCAUGGUGGUGCAGGAACUACUCUCCUCCCUCUCUGAGGAUUCCUGCCUUGCUCAAAAGGGCCUAGCCGUGGACCCUGUCAACCUUAAGCUUCCUAGCCCUACAGGCUCAGAAAAGGCCAGCCCUGAGCUGGAUAACAGAAUAAACAUCUUCAACCGCAGGAACCAAGAGGAGAGGCGGGGCCGCGGAAGGGGUUGUGUGCUGUUGCAGACCAAGCCACUGAUCCACCUGCAGGGCAGCACCACUGAGCCAUCCCUGGAGGAGAAGUACCGGCUCCUGGGACCAUCUGACACACCUCUGGGGCACAUGCCUGAUACAUAAACUACAUUUACACAGAAACAGAAAGUUUUUUUCUCUUUAAACUGCCACCCUGUUUGGCAUAUAUCCGAAACUCUUGUGGCAGGUUAAACCUCACGAGAGGGACCACAUAAGAUUUAAAAAAUUGGAUUUUCCUGUUGCUGUGUAAAUCCAGUCUUAGCCAAUCCAGAGCAAGCUUGAGCCUUUGCUUCCAGCUAACACUGAUGCUCCUUAACUUGACAUGUUCAGAAGUCAGUAGUAGAAAUGACAAUAAGAACUCUUAGGCCCUUCGCCAUACUGUCCAACCUCCCCCGUUCCUCUGUGAUGGAUUUUUAAAAUCAGAAAUGCCCUGAAAUAGCACAAAAAAGACAAUAACAUCCCUAUAAUGGGGAGUCUAAUGUGUUCUUGGACACAUUUCUCAUCAGGAAUUCUCACUUUGAAUAGGUCCUAAAUGCACUGAACUUUACAUGAAUUAAAACCAGCAAGGGACCAUUCAAGCCUAUACUGAACAAAAACCUAUAUGCUGAACAGUGUUGCAAACUAAGACGCCGUUCUCUGCAGUUAAAAGGAGUUUUUUUUUUAAUCGCAUUUUUCUUGUUAUUCUGUUUCUUUUCAUUUGUAUUAUUAACUUUAGACAUGAAUCAUGCUGUCUUUCUUCAAACAGCCACAGGGUAUAUAAGACUGGCUUAACUAUUCAAACAGCCAAUUUUCCUUUUUUUUUCUUUUUUAAACCUUUGCCUUUCUGUCACCUAUUCGUUUGAAACCAUUGAACAUCAAAAUGUUCUGAAUAGCAUUUUUGUUUUA